CAGAGCGUGCGUAUCGACUAUAAAAUUAGUUAUGACUUUGGCUUAAUUUGACAUUUUUUUUUAAAUAAAUUAAUUCAACCCGUCGGACAAUAUGCCAUAAAUUUAUGAUAGUCAGAGUUUGUGAGUGUUCUAUACUGAGACACCUUAUGAGGUUAUAUUGACUAGUUUCUAUCAACUACAUGUAAAUAUGCUUCAAACGAGUAACUUCGACGUCUUGUGACAAGAAAUAGUAUCUUUGUAAAUUUUAGGUAAAUGAUGGACUUUCUCUUAUUACUUGAAAUCUUGAAAGUUAGGUAGUGUAUGGUCACAUGCGCAUGAAUCAUCAAAUCGCUGCUGAACUGGAAAUUCAUUCAUGCACUUCCGAUGAAACCUAUUAUAAAAAACUUCUGUUAAUAACAUAUUAAUUGUAUCAUUGAUACGGGUUCUUUUAUUAUAUUAAAUUCUUCUGAUCAACUGAAAAUUAGAGAGUUGCUUUUAGCGGCAUCUUGGGUUUGAUUUCUUCUCAAGCAAAAUCUGCUGUUAUUACUCUUGUAAAAUAUAGCGUAGCGGCGUCCUUUGCGUGAAACUCAUCUUUAUCCAAAUAAUAAAACUUACAAUUGAAUAUAUUUUCUGUUUUAAUACAUUUCUAUUGCAAUUUUUGUUUUGCUGACAUUAUUAUCAGAUCCAGAUGUCGUUUCACUAUGUAUAUUUCACAUUGAUUCGCAUUCUGGAUUUGACCUCGAGAAAGAAAACAAAAAAAACUUCUUCAAGAUUACUCCAAUUUAAGGCUCUAGAAAUAUUAACUUUAUUGAAAAUUUAUAGGUAGAAACGUGUCUAUAGUAUAUAUCGUACAUAUUUAAUCGAGAGUGUAAGAUUCACUAAAUAGAAUUAUCUAACUUAUUAAAUAAAAUGAUCAUAAUCGAACAAAACUGAAUAAUAAUAUUAUUCGACAAAAUCUAUCGAAGUACUAUUUAGAAACAUAAUUCAUAUUAUUUUGUGAUUAUAAAUAUUGAUGAAUUAAAUCUUUUUAUUUUUAUUUUUUUGAUAUUAUAUAAUUAGGAAUUAUUCAUCCAUGUCAAUGAAUUCUGAACCAAUAUUUCGACGAAGUACUUUUCGUAAUGAAGAUGUACUUAUAUCUGAAUCAUUGAAAAAACUUCCAUUAAUUCGAAUUUUAAUGAUAAUCAUAUGUAUGAUUAUUGGAAUAGGUACAUUAAUUAAUUUAAUAUGGAUUUAUAAUAAAUAUAAAUUAAUAUUAAAAAAUAAAAUAUUUCAUCGAAUUAUUAUACCAUUAAUAUUAUUAUUAAAUAUUUUCUUUCAUGUUUCACAUUAUAUUCAUAAUAUUUAUGAUCCAGCUGGAUAUUUUGAACCAAAAAGACUUUAUUUAAAAAUAUUUAUGGGUGAAAUGGAAAGAACAUUUAUAUUUAAUUUUCCUUUAUCAAUUUUAUUUAUUAUUGCAACUAGAAAAUUAUUAUUAUCAUGUACAAAUGAACAAACACAAUCUUUUCAUAUGUUAAUUGUUGUUACAUUAUAUAGUUUAAUGUCAAUGAUUAGUGUUGGUCAUUAUUUCUAUGAACCAGUAUGGAAUUUUUCAUUGUUAUGUAAUAUAACUAUUGCAGGUGAAACUAUUAUGGCAUUUCUAUUAUUUAUAAUAGCAAUAUUUAUUUAUCAAUCAAAUUCAAAUAAAUCAAUAGAUUAUAUUUAUACUCGAUUAGCUGCUAGUGAUAAAUCAGAAGCGAAUAUUCCAAUGUCAGUAAAUCAGCAACGACGAUUCAAAAGUAAAUCAAGUGAUAAUGAAUCUAUGUGA
Rotaria sp. Silwood2 is the source of this 1783-nucleotide messenger RNA. Lineage: Eukaryota; Metazoa; Rotifera; Eurotatoria; Philodinida; Philodinidae. The record is from the annotation of a GenBank genome assembly.